UCCUCCCCUACCGGGGUCGCAUGUUUACGUUCAGUGCCUCACACACAGCAAAAACCCACACACGCAUGAUGUGAUUUCACUUCUGCUUGCUUUGAUUUCUGGACCUCAGGGGGGGUGAGGUUGCAGCUGCUACCCUGACAUCCCCCCCCCAACAUACAUACAAAUCCAACAGCCAGCAUCUUCUCAGAGGGGUGGCGUGUCUGCCACAGGAGCAAUAAAAUGCUUUUACUUCUGUCGCCAACACUUUUGUUUUAGCUCGUUAACUCCUAAUUCUCUUUAUUGUUUUCUCUCAGAUGGCUGGAAUUGAAAACUCAUUAUCCCCAGCUUGACAGAAAGCCAUCGAUUUCCAGCUAAAGUCUGUGUGGUUUGAUAAACACAACAGGAUGUUCCAGACCCAUACAUUUAUGAUUUGAGUCUGCUUCAGUUGGUAGUGUGCAGCAGUCCAACUGGGCUGAUCUCCUGGAGGAAGCCAGCCCUCUGUCCACGUUUAGGGCUACGUGUGCAGCAGCAUCAACAGGACUGGGCAGAUCUGGCUGUGAGCGUGCAGGGGAGGGAGAGGUGAAGGCUGGAACUACAGCUGCAGCUCUCACUGUCAGACAGCUGGAGCUCCCGGCCACACCGGAGGCUCUGCCUCUCUUUGCUCUGAACAAACUAUUAGGCUUCUCCCCCCCUAUCCCACCACCACCACCCAACCCCCUCCUCACACAUCAGAGCCAUUCCUUCUGCAAAGCGAUUUUUUAAAUAACUUUUUCUCCAGUUUACGUCUUGCAUCGAGCGGUUUCCGGAACCGUGCAGCGGAAUCCUGCCUGCCAUGGCCUUCCUUGGGAGCGCGGUGCGUCGGAUGGUGUCGGCAGUGCGGCCUCCUCUCUCCCCUCUGUGCCAGAUAAAUGCACGCUCCUACAGCUCGGAACACACCAAAGAAAAGAACGUUCCUUAUGAGAAAACGCUGAAACAGGAGGACAGUGUCACGUCUGGACCCACAAAGCCGUUGCCCAGGUCAGCUGAUGUGGUGGUCAUCGGAGGAGGCAGCCUGGGCUGUCAGACCAUCUACCACCUGGCCAAAAUGGGGGUGACCAACGUGGUUCUGCUGGAGAGAGACAGACUGACAGCUGGCACCACCUGGCACACUGCAGGUCUGCUGUGGCAGCUCCGUCCCAGUGAUGUUGAGGUGGAACUCUUGGCCCAUACCAGGAACGUGAUUAGCAAGGACCUGGAGGAGGAGACGGGCCUCCACACUGGCUGGAUACAGAACGGAGGACUCUUCAUUGCUUCCAACAAGCAGAGGCUGGACGAGUACAAGCGCCUAAUGUCGCUGGGUAAAGUUUAUGGUAUUGAGUCUUAUGUCCUGUCCCCGGCUGAGACCAAGGACCUGUACCCACUGAUGAACGUUGAUGAUCUGUACGGAACGCUGUACGUUCCCAAAGACGGCACCAUGGACCCUGCAGGCACCUGCACCACCCUGAGCAGAGCUGCCUCUGCCAGGGGUGCCACGGUGAUCGAGAACUGUCCAGUGACUGGAAUUCAAGUGCGGACGGACGAUCUUGGGGUCAAGAAGGUGAAGGCCGUAGAGACGUCCCACGGGACCAUUGAAACACCAUGUGUGGUGAACUGUGCAGGUGUGUGGGCCACCAAGCUGGGGGAAAUGGCUGGAGUCAAGGUUCCUCUUAUUGCUAUGCAUCAUGCCUAUGUCGUGACUGAGAGGAUUGAAGGCAUACAGAACAUGCCAAACGUCAGGGACCACGAUGCGUCGGUGUACCUGCGCCUCCAGGGUGACGCUCUUUCUGUGGGCGGAUAUGAACAAAACCCCAUCUUCUGGGAGGAGGUGUCGGAUAAGUUUGCCUUCAGCCUGUUUGACCUGGAUUGGGAUGUUUUCAUGCAACACAUUGAGGGGGCAAUCAAUAGAGUUCCUGUUCUAGAACAAACUGGAAUCAAGUCAACUGUCUGCGGACCAGAGUCAUUCACAGCAGACCAUAAGCCGCUAAUGGGAGAGGCACCAGAGGUCCGAGGCUACUUCCUGGGUUGUGGAUUCAACAGUGCUGGCAUGAUGCUGGGAGGUGGUUGCGGGAGAGAGCUGGCUCACUGGAUCAUACAUGGCCGCCCUGAGAAGGACAUGUAUGGAUAUGACAUCAGGCGUUUUCAUAACUCGCUGACAGACAACAAACGUUGGAUCAGAGAGAGGAGCCAUGAGUCGUAUGCUAAAAACUACUCUGUGGUGUUCCCCUUUGAUGAGCCGCUGGCCAGCCGAAACAUGAGGAAGGACCCAUUCCAUCAGGUGCUGACGGAGCAGGGCUGUGUGUUCCAAGAGCGACAUGGCUGGGAGAGACCUGGCUGGUUCAACAAAGAAGGACCCGCUCCGGUUAAAGACUACGAUUAUUAUGGGUCGUACGACAACAAGAAGAAUGCAAACUACAAAUACAACGAACUCCUGGGCAAAGAGUACACCUUUGACUUCCCCCCACAUCACGAUGUGAUUAAAAGCGAGUGCCUCUCGUGUAGACACGGUGUAGCUGUAUUUGACAUGUCCUACUUUGGAAAGUUCUUUCUCACUGGACCAGAUGCCAAGAAGGCAGCUGAUUGGCUCUUCUCAGCUGAUGUCAACAAGAAGCCGGGCUCCACCGUUUACACCUGCAUGUUGAAUAAAAGAGGAGGGGCGGAGGCUGACCUCACUGUGAGCAGACUGGAGGCUGGCACUGCCAACUGGCCCCUGGCACCAGAACACGAUGGUGACGCUUACUACCUGGCCAUAGGAGGAGGAGUAGCAGAACACAACUGGAACCACAUUAAGUCAGUUAUCCAGGACCAAGGCUUUAGAUGCCACCUGACAGACCACUCUGAAGACAUGGGAAUGAUCAGCAUCCAGGGACCCAAGAGCCGGGAAGUUUUGCAGGAGGUUUUGGACACGGACCUGAGCAAUGAAGCCUUCCCCUUCUCUACCCACAAAGUUGUGAAGGCGGCGGGGCACCAGGUUCGAGCGAUGCGUCUGUCCUUUGUGGGAGAGCUCGGCUGGGAGCUGCACAUUCCCAAAGACUCUUGUCUUCCCGUCUAUCACGCUGUCAUGGCCGCUGGUGCAAAGCACAACAUCAUCAACUCAGGCUACAGAGCUAUCGACUCACUCAGCAUAGAGAAAGGGUACAGACAUUGGCACGCCGACCUGCGCCCUGAUGACACCCCCUUGGAGGCGGGGCUUGCUUUCACGUGCAAACUGAAGAGUUCCAUCCCGUUCCAGGGCCGUGAUAGGCUGGAGAAACAGAAGCAGGAGGGCCUGAAGAGACGCAUUGUCUGCUUCACCAUAGAUGAGAAAGUACCAAUGUUUGGUCUGGAGGCCAUUUUCCGCAAUGGCGUUCCUGUCGGGCACCUACGGCGUUCUGAGUACGGCUAUUUUAUCGACAAAACGCUUGGUUAUGGAUACAUCCGCAACCCUGAUGGAGGAGUGGUGAGUGCAGAUUUUAUUAAAACUGGCAACUUCACCUUGGAGAGGAUGGGAGAGACGUACAAGGCCAAGGCACACCUCAAAUCUCCGUUUGACCCUGAGAACAAACGUGUCAAAGGCAUCUACGAUUGAGAAGACCUCACCGACAAAAGCUCUGGUUUGAGUUGGAAAGAGUUGGUACUCCCCCCCCUUUCUUUUUUACAUGCAAAUACUGAUGCAAAUACACGGUACAUUUUCUGUCCGUUUAUUUUCUCAGGAGACUUGCAAUUGAAGUAAGAUAGCACUUUUUGUCUCACGUGAGUCAAGACAAUUCUAAACUCGGUCAAACUAAAACAGAAUAACCUGUUUAAAAAAAAACAGUUUUCUAAUAUGUUUUUUAAGCAACAUUUGGAAAAAGUAACUAACCUCAAUAACUCCUGUUGGUGUCAAGCCACAGAGAGUCGAUGCUAUCGGAUUUAUUGGAGCAUCUUAAUCUGUAACUAACUCAUGAUAAGAGAGUUUUUAUAAACGUGCUUCUUUGUUUAGAUUGCUCCACAAAUGUAUAUUCGGAUUCUUAAAACUGUAACACAACCGUGAUUCUUUGGACAAAUUACAAAGUUAUGUGGAUGGGUGGGUGCUCUUAGAGGAACUGGUAAAAUGGCUCAAGAAGGAGAUUACAGAUGUAUAAGUGUGUGUGUUAAAUCAAAGUAAAUGCCACACUGCAUAUCCAAAGUCAGCAGCACUCUGGAAUUUUUUUAUUCCAAGUUCUCUGAUAUUGUUCUGUCCUUCAGGCUCUGUUAGCAUCCAGACUGUUUCUACCAUUUCUCAUUUUUCAUAACCUGUUUUUUUUCUUUUCCUGUCCUCCGUGUCUGUGAUAUCCUCGAGGAACAAAUGAUAAAAUGUUCUAAAAUCUGUCAGACUGACUUACUCAUGCUGCCAUGUUUAAUGCCGUUGCUUUAAGCACUCUAGUGCCACCAAUUUUUAUAUUUAUUUUUUGUUUUAUUUCAAAUUGUUUUUUUUUUUUGGAUGAAGAUGAUUUCAAACCAUUGCACAAUUUAAUGUCUGUCAUGUUGGGUUUCAUUAAAAAAACGAAUGAGGCAAAAAAAAGAUAAAAGCCAGUUGUUUUUUUCAAUUUCAAUUUUCAACAAAUGACAGGCAAAUCAAUAUUCACAAUCCCCCUGAGUAUGUUCACAUCUGUACAACAAUACACAGACCGCUAGACUGCAAAAAGAAAAAAAAGUGAUCACAAUCACUGUUAAUGUUGCUGCCUUAAGCAAAUUAGUCUUCUGUCUGGUAACAAAAAGUACCGCCUUGUCACGCCAGAGUGAUUUAUUGACCGUAUCUCAUUUUAAGUUGGCACAGUUAUGUGAAAUUGGAGAUGCACCCACAUUUUUCUUAUCUAUUAUCUCAUAUCUUAAUUUAAUGACAUUGAUGCGCACCGUUUUUGAUAAAAAGCUUCUUGUAGCCCCAUGACGUCCAAGCGGUUUUGUGUUUAAAUAUGAGUUUUUAUUGCAUUCAUCAUCCGAUUGAACAGAGUCCCACAAACUACCAUGGUUAAAAAGUGCCUUAAGUGUGUUUUGGAGAGGAGUCAUGUGACUCCAGAGGUUGACAUACCGAGAAGAUUAGAAGCUGGGACCAUAAUGCCCUUUUCUCUUGCCCCUUGGUCCUGUUUUUUUUCUGUUAUCUUGGCACAAUAAUGCCUCCGAACUUAUUUAUUUGUAGUUGAGAUUUGAGAAAUAGAUCUUUUUAAUUAAAGCAGAGCCAGUUGUGUUUGAAGCAUCAUUGCUUCUUUCCUGCUUGAUGAUAUCUGCUGUGAUCGGGGCUGCAAUACAACCACAAAAACCCAGUGUACACUAAAAAUAACAGUAUGGAAUCACUUUUUGUAAUUAUUGAGUGGAAUAAGUCUCUCUAGUUGAGCAUAGCAAACGUUUGCUCUUUUUUAUGCCAGAACGUACAGUAAUUACUUUUAGUGUUUACGUGAUUAUCAGCAGUCUGAUUAUUAGCUUGACACGUUUUAUAAAAUGGUCAGAGUUAUGUGUCCCAUCUUUGUUUACGCUUACACAAAUAUGCUACAGAAAGCCAAACUUCAUCUCGCACAUUCAAUGAACGGCAGCCAAAAAUGAGGGGCCCUCACUGAAAGGAGCCAUUUGUAUGUAGUCUCCUUCUCGCCUCCUUCAUAUUUGCUGCUGCAUGUUGAGCACAAAAUGUUUACUAAUGUGGAAAGAUAGAUUGAUUCUGUCCAGAAGGCUAUUAAUCAUUGGAAUGGGGUUUCUCUUGUGUGGCUUAGGUUAACCACAAGAUUUAUAUGGGAAAUGUGAAACUCACUGAUAAAACACUUCAG
Molecule: messenger RNA, 5750 nt
Organism: Menidia menidia (Atlantic silverside)
Lineage: Eukaryota; Metazoa; Chordata; Actinopteri; Atheriniformes; Atherinopsidae
Source: the annotation of a GenBank genome assembly